CACUGGGGGGGAAAUUCAUUUCUCUACAGCACUGUGUUACUCCAAGCUUUCUAAGACGAUGUGGAAAUCACAGUCACAUGCACACACAUACACAUGUGCAUGUCUGCGCACACACACACACACACAGGCUCACGCUUGUUUUUUUUUACUUUUUUUUUUAUAAAUCUUCACUGAGCACUGUUCAGCUAUUGGUCAGCCUCCUUCCUGUGAGAGUUUCCUCAUGCACAUUGUGUCAUGGUAGAAACUAAUUUAUACACACUGUUGUACACACAACCAACAGGCUUGCGUCACUUUUUUUUUGUUUCCUGUUUCCCCAGCUGUUCUAUCCUUUUCCUCCUCUCUUUCUCUGCCCUCCUCAGUCCAUUCCAGCUCUGCACUUUCAUCUGUGUGGGUGUGAUUGUGUUUUUUGGGUUGACAUGUGUUGUUCGGUUGGUUUUGCCCGGUCCUUGGGCCUGGCUCUUCUGCCCCUGGCCCUCUGCUGUAUCCUGGCCAACCUGUUGCUGCUGUUUCCGAUGGGAGACAUCCGCCACAUUCAGCAGGGUCGCUUGGCCAUCUACACCUGGUACUUUGGUGGACUUGGAGGUGGGGGGCUUUUGAUGCUGAUUCCUACUGUGGUGUUUAUUACUCUGGGGAGAUGCAGCUGCUGUUGGAACGAGAGCUUAAUGAUGUGUGGGUCAGUGCUGGCAGCUGUCAUCGGGCUCGUGGGGUCUGGAUACUGUUUCAUCGUUUCAGGGUUUGCCUUGUUGCAGGGUCCCCACUGUUUCACCUCGUUUGGAUGGACAAAUCCCUUUGCAGACCAGGGCGGCAGGUAUCUUUUGCAGCCAGAGACUUGGGCACGGUGUCUCCAACCACUUCAUAUUGUAGAGUGGAAUGUCACUUUGCUGUGUGUCUUACUGGGACUUGCUGUCCUGGAGUUCAUCAUUUGUCUCCUACAGCUGGGAAAUGGUUUAGUCAACGCUAUCUGCCGACCCUGCUGCUAUAAACAGGAGUAUAGUCUUAAUGCUUAGAUUGGCACACAUGUACCUGUAUGUACACUCGACUACACUUGUAUUAAAAAACUUAUAUUCACAUACUUUCAUGGACAACAUAUAUAAACACAAACAGUUCAAUAAUGGGCACAAGCACAUGUGAAAGUCUGUUCACAUAGACCCAUCACACCGUCAUGGAUUUGCAUGUAAGCACAGUACAAACUUUCUACUAAAACACAUAAAAAUGUGCUAUCAUGAAUAUGUGACAACAAUGUUAGAAGUUAUCAGACACCAAUGUCUUAAACAUAGGCCAUAGAGGCUCCUCUCUCACUUUAUUAAUUUGUUAUAUGGUUUACUUUGGUGUACUUUGUACAGUAUCCUUACAACUCUAGCUACACUACCAACACAAUGGAGAAACCUCAAUCAGUCAUUUCACCAGCACAUGGUAUCAAGUUAUUGAUAUAUAACUGUUAACUGCAAAAAAACAAAAAAAAACAAAAAAAAAAACAAAAAAAAAACA
Molecule: messenger RNA, 1488 nt
Organism: Melanotaenia boesemani (Boeseman's rainbowfish)
Lineage: Eukaryota; Metazoa; Chordata; Actinopteri; Atheriniformes; Melanotaeniidae
Gene: tm4sf1
Product: transmembrane 4 L six family member 18
Exons: 4
Coding region: 417-1007 (196 amino acids)
Cellular component (GO): membrane
Source: RefSeq, a predicted model, not a curated record